AAAAUCUUUCAUAGCAAAACUGCAACACCUUUGCAGAUCACAAAUUGGUACCUUGGAAAACGACUGCUCAUUAUUGUAGUAGGAGAAAUCGUUGCUCUAUUGAUUCUGACUUUCGUGUCAGGGGGUCCUCAACCAUAUCAAUACCAAACAGGAACCAUACCUGACCAAGGAGACCCCAUUAUGCAGUCAACUUGCGGAUAUGGCAACGAAGGUGUACUCAUUUAUAUUGCGGUUACGAAUCUACUGUUCAUCAUGUACGCUGUCGGCCUCUCAGUAGCAACAUGGAAUGUUCCUACUCAGUACAAUAUCUCUAAAUACGUCAUUGCGUCUUCUUAUACCAUCGCUUUUGGAGCCAUCUUGGUCGCCCCUUUGAUGUUCGUAGUCACUGAUCCAUUCGCAAGACUAUUGUUGAUUGGUGUCACGGUGGAUUCUGGAGUUUUGAUGUCUGUUUCAAUCUUUUCAAUUCCAAAGCUACUGAUUGCGAUGAAGCUUCGCAAGAAGAAUGGAAAGAGCGUUAUGAGUGGCCGCUGGUGGAUAUUCGGGGCUACGACGAGAAAAGAUGCUAUAGACGAGUCGUUCAGUUCUGAAAAACAACAGUAUGAACAUCAAUCUGGCCUUCGACAGAGAUUGACAGGGUCCGGGAAUGCCAACAAUCUCGGACAAUUUGAUGAAGACGAUGAUAACGAAAUACAGGAAGCUCUGUCGCCAUGGGUUGCUCCACUCCAAACGCACUCGCUCACGGAUGAGAAUGGCUCAGGGACUUCACCCAAUGCUGACUCCGCCAUUUGUGAGCGUGCAGACGAUUAUAGCAACACUCCUGCUAUUCCUGUCGACAAUAAGCGGCCGGCAGCAGCUUCGUAUUCUAUCAGCUUCCCAGCUCCUCCUCUUGGCUUGCGGCAACGCCAGGCCACACAUGCAAGUGACGAUUUAGCACUUUAUGGGGUCGUCGGAAAUAUGGACGACCUUUUCAUAUCGGGAAGGUCUCCUGUUGAUCAGGGCUUGGUGUAUUGUCCAAAUUGUGGUAUUGGUCACUCGCAUAAAGGCUCUACUUAAUUCUAUAUGUACAUUGCUCGCAUCCCCUCUACACUACUUGUCGAUAGCCAUUAAAACAUAAUGUUUAAUAUCGAAUCGAACUUCAUUUUUGUUUUCGCUUCGCCUCCUUCUUUUUGCGUAAUUUGCACUUGCGACACAUACAUGUCCCGUCUUCUAAGUCAGUGUCUGAAUCAGUGUCACUGACGGCGACAGAAUCGCUCUCGCUACUGCUGGGGCUUGAUGAGCUAGUUGAUGAUGAACUGGACCCUGAGCUGCUUGGAGGUACUCUAGGCACAAAUUUGAGUCCAUCAAUUCUAUCCACAAGUGCUUUAAACGAAGGGUCUGUUUCUCCUCGUUUUGAGAGUUCGCGAUAAAACUUGGCUGUCAACUUUGGUCUGGAAUGGCGAGCUGCGAGGUAUACAUUUUCGAGGUUGGUUACAGAGCAGAAGUUUUGAGUUAUGGCGACAGUAAAGUCUAUUC
Molecule: messenger RNA, 1512 nt
Organism: Umbelopsis ramanniana AG
Lineage: Eukaryota; Fungi; Mucoromycota; Umbelopsidomycetes; Umbelopsidales; Umbelopsidaceae
Exons: 3
Coding region: 181-1053 (290 amino acids)
Source: RefSeq, a predicted model, not a curated record